CCAUGAUGCAUAAUGCGUGCAACAUGUGCAAUGUAAUGUUUCGCUGCUUGUUAUAUAUCAUCUGGAUGCUGGCUGGUAUAAAUCAAGUUAUAAGUUUUGAGAUACCGUGUAACCUAUCAACGUCUACAGUGGAAAUCGUGGAACAAUGUCCCGCAGACGAAAAAAGUUACAAAGAGGCAGAAUCCAGGAAGAACUGCUCUUCAAUUAGUCACCCCUGUGUUAGUUUUGAUUAUCACUGUGUAAUGAAUGCGUGGAGAAAUGCUACUGUAGAAGUGUGUGCCCCAUCGCUUUUCAUCAUAGGUGGAGUGUGUGCGGAAUACUCGAUGCAUUUUAUGUCCAUCCGGAGCUCGGUGAGGUCUUGUCAGAAUUUUUCGGAACCAUGUCCAAGUAGAUAUAAAUCUACUGAACAGUAUAACUAUACUGAGUGUUACGACAUAGCUAAUACAGCUAAUACUGCAGUUAGUGAUGGGAAUCGACUCUCUGCAGGGGAAAUAACAGGAAUUGUACUUAUAGCAGUUUUAGUCUUUUUCAUAUGUUUGUCGAUUGCAUUUUUCGUCUAUGUAAGAGGAAAAAUGAUAAAAAAGAACAAAUCUUUUAAACAAGUAAUUGCCGCUAUCCCAUUCUGUUGCCAGUGUGUCUAUGAAGGAAGUAUAAUGUUAAAAAUACAAGACUUUAUGGACAAACGAUAUGGAAGGGUUGAUGUUUGCGAUCCUGACAGUCAAUCAACUUUAGCAGUUACGCCAAAUGCAACGUCGUCAGUCCCAUUGCUUUCGAGUAUUGGAAAUGGCAAAGAAAAUAAAACAACUGAUUCACAGGAAAAUUGCGAGAAACAAGUUCUAAAAAAUGAAGACGAAUGUGACGUUUCAUUGCAUAUCAACACACAACAACAUAAAACAAGCUUCCUUCAAAAUCAACCAGCCACCUCUUGGAUGACAACAACAGCCCAACUAUUAGAACUGAAGUCAGGUGUACAUCCCUCCAUUGAACAUUUUAUCCCACCUUCUACUUCUGAUGCUCAAAACUUUAAUUCAUCUUCUGCAUCACCACUUGUCGUCUCGUUGCAGCCUGAUCAACAGUCAGGAGCUGGUUCAUCCGUUUCUGGUCAAUCAUAUAAUAAACCUUUAAAGUCUCCACAUUUUCAACAAAUACACCAAAACACUCGGAAAACUGACCAAUUAGUUUCGUCUGUUUGCUCAUCAAAUUCAUUAUCUAAUCCUGUCUCGCAGCAAAACUCAUCCUCUACCUCAGCAUUAGAUCAACCACAGGAUACAUCCUACAAUACAUUACAAAGUGAACCAGUAGACCGAUCUAUUUCCUUUUCAGAGGUUGAAAAAUCACCUUUAUUUCAUUCAGAUAAAGACCCAUCUGAUUCCUUCGAAAAUCAUUCUCUAGAUUUUACUCCUGUCAGUGUUCCCACAGAUCCAUCUGAAAAAUCGCCCUAUGAUUCACAAAAUUCUUCAACUGAGCAAUCUCCUGAGGGGACCAAAACUACUUCAUCGUUAUCGAGCAGCACUCUUCAUGGAAGCGGUGACUCAGAAACUCCUCGAAAGAAAUGUGUUUUAGCUGUACCUCCAGAAGGCUCCGAAGCAUCAGAUGAAUUAGUAUCUACAGACCAAACUGGACUGCAACCCGAACACAGUAAGUCUGGAAAAAGACAGUUGGCAGUUGUUAAUCCUCAAAAGAGACGACCUGAGCUGUCUACAAGUGAGGGAGCAGAAGGUGGAGUGUUAACUGACCAAAUGCAUGGAGAUAAUACAGAAGGCUCCGAAGCAUCAGAUGAAUUAGUAUCUACAGACCAAACUGGACUGCAACCCGAACACAGUAAGUCUGGAAAAAGACAGUUGGCAGUUGUUAAUCCUCAAAAGAGACGACCUGAGCUGUCUACAAGUGAGGGAGCAGAAGGUGGAGUGUUAACUGACCAAAUGCAUGGAGAUAAUACAGUGCCAAGUAGAACAACAAGACCCUCAGGAUUUCAAGACCAAAGAGACGCAGGAUCAGAUCAACGUUCAUUGGAGGACAUCGUAAAUAAAAGGUUUGACAGAAUUGAAAUGAGUCUCAUGCAAGAAUUUCAGAGAUCAGAAGAAAGAUACCAAUUGGUGGCAACAGAAUUGCAUGUUGCUUUACAAAAAAUCAAGGAUCUAGAGAAAAAAACGACUGAAAACGAAACUGAAAUCAACCGAUUGUUGACCCUUCUAGAUUCUAGAGACAGGGAAUUAAACGAUAGAGACAGAGAGCUGGAAAGGAAGGAUGCUGAGAAAAGGGAACUUGAAAGACAAUUAGAUCAACUUAGAAGAGAAAAGGAGCGAUUAGAGAGAGAAAAAGAAGCUGAACAAAGAAAAUGGUCUGAACUUCAACGGAAGCACGAAAAAAUAGAGAAUGAUGUGAACUACUUAAAGGCUGAAAUGGAGAAAAAUCGGAAGAAAAAUGAAAAAUGAAAUAUUAUCUAUAUCAUUUAAAUUAUAUAAAUAAACUUUCUAAUAUUUUGUAUGCUUUAAUAUGCACUCUAACCCCAGAGAAGAGUACUUUUAAUGCACAAAAGACAUUUUUAUUUAUACAAAUGCAUUAGUCUUUCCAUUACACCAAAUGAAAGAUGUUUUAAUAUUUAAA
Saccostrea cuccullata (small rock oyster) is the source of this 2607-nucleotide messenger RNA. RefSeq names its product histone-lysine N-methyltransferase, H3 lysine-79 specific-like. The record is from RefSeq and is a predicted model, not a curated record. NCBI's taxonomy places the organism in Eukaryota, Metazoa, Mollusca, Bivalvia, Ostreida, Ostreidae. The coding region runs from base 3 to 2435 and encodes 810 amino acids. The transcript is spliced from 13 exons.